This is a messenger RNA of Oreochromis niloticus (Nile tilapia), 1200 nucleotides long. Its product is annotated as deleted in malignant brain tumors 1 protein-like. The transcript has 6 exons. The record is from RefSeq and is a predicted model, not a curated record. Lineage: Eukaryota; Metazoa; Chordata; Actinopteri; Cichliformes; Cichlidae. Bases 1 to 1200 code for a protein of 399 amino acids. Gene Ontology annotation, cellular component: membrane.
AUGGAUAGUAAUGUGGGACCAAUGCUGGUGAUAGACGCAGAGAGGACAGAAGGAGGUGUGCCCAUCAGAUUAGUUGGGUCUGGAUCAACUCGAUGUUCUGGCAGAGUUGAAGUUUAUUACAAUAACAGCUGGGGAACAGUCUGUGAUGAUGGCUGGGACUUAAAUGAUGCUCAGGUGGUUUGCAGACGGUUAAACUGUGGGACUGCACUACAGGCUCCCCAGUUUGCUUACUUUGGUCAAGGAACUGGACAAAUUUGGCUUGAUGACGUGGUCUGUUCAGGAAAUGAAAGUUCUCUAACUGAAUGUCAACACACGGCAUUUGGAAUACACAACUGUAUACAUGGUGAGGACGCUGGUGUCAUCUGUUCAGAUUCAAUCAGAUUAGCUGGAUCUGGAUCAACUCAGUGCUCUGGAAGAGUUGAAGUUUAUCUCAACAACAGCUGGGGAACAGUCUGUGAUGAUGGCUGGGACUUAAAUGAUGCUCAAGUGGUUUGCAGACAGUUAAACUGUGGGACAGCACUGGAGGCUCCUCAAUCAGCCCACUUUGGUGCAGGAAAUGGACAGAUUUGGCUUGAUGAUGUUGUCUGUUCAGGAAGUGAAAAUUCUCUAACUGAGUGUCAACACAGUGGAUUUGGAAUACACAACUGUGUACAUGGUGAGGAUGCCGGUAUCAUCUGUUCAGGUGUGCCCAUCAGAUUAGUUGGGUCUGGAUCAACUCGGUGUUCUGGCAGAGUUGAAAUUUAUCACAAUAACAGCUGGGGAACAGUAUGUGAUGAUGGCUGGGACAUAAAUGAUGCUGAGGUGGUUUGCAGACAGUUAAAUUGUGGGUCAGCACUGGAAGCUCCUCAUUCAGCUCACUUUGGUGCAGGAACUGGACAGAUUUGGCUUGAUAAUGUGACCUGUUCAGGAAAUGAAAGUUCUGUAAAUGAGUGUCAACACAGUGGAUUUGGAGCACACAACUGUGUACAUCAACAAGAAGCUGGCGUCAUCUGUUCAGGUCCAAACAGAUUAGCUGGGUCUGGAUCAACUCAAUGCUCUGGAAGAGUUGAAAUUUAUCACAAUAACAGCUGGGGAACAGUCUGUGAUGAUGGCUGGGACUUAAAUGAUGCUGAGGUGGUUUGCAGAGAGUUAAACUGUGGGACGGCACUACAGGCUCCCCAUUCAACUCACUUUGGUGCAGGAACUGGACAGAUUUGGUGA